This is a messenger RNA of Fonticula alba, 1649 nucleotides long. RefSeq lists its product as hypothetical. Bases 84 to 1436 code for a protein of 450 amino acids. Lineage: Eukaryota; Rotosphaerida; Fonticulaceae. The record is from RefSeq and is a predicted model, not a curated record. The transcript is spliced from 3 exons.
CCCCCCCAGUGCUUGCCUUCCCCCGUGUCCCUCUGGCCGCCCCCAGCCCCGCAAAGCGCGCCUCGUCCGCAGUGUCUCCAGCCAUGUCUGCCGCGCCACGCAUGAACCUCCGGUCGAAGGAGGGCUUCGAGAUUUCGGUUGCCGCACACCUGGUGGACAAUGCCCUGCUGCGCGCCUUCUUCCUCAUUCCCGGCGACGUGCUGCCCUGCCUGAUUGACACCAAAUCGCUGGCCGUGUACCAUGACCCGGACAAUGACCCGCCCGGGGUGUUCGCCGAACUGGCCGGCAGCCAGUUCCAGGUGGUCACCUACGACGAGGUGUACGGCUCGGACGACGAGGCGGAGCAUGCGCCGGCCGCCGGCCCGGAACGCCGGCCCAUCGAUCCGGCCCGCAUUGAGGGCAUGAAGCAGGCCUUGGAUGCCUAUGUCCAGCGCCACUACACCCCGGCCUUCCCGCAGAUCCUGGCCCCGGAAUUCGCCGAGCAGGUGGGCUUGUGGGCGGCGCCGGAAUUGCUCCGGGCCUUCCAGCUCCCGGUCGAUGCGCGGCUCGGCCCGGCGGCCCCGGUGCCGGAUUGCCCGCCGGAGCACCUCCUCCGGGCCCUGCUGAAGGUCGAAUCGACGGCCAACUUCCUCGUCAGUCUGCCGGUCUUCCGGCUGGACUUCUGCGCGCUUCUCGCUGCGGAGAUUCGCCACUUCAAUGAGGCCGGCAUGCCCACCACGCGCCCGAACAGCAUGAACAAGUAUGGCCUGGCCCUGCUGCAGCUCGGCCUUGACAAGCUCAUGGAUACUCUGAUGAAGUUCUUCCUGGGCCCCUUGUCAAAGGCCCUCUUUGGCGAUGCGCCGGCCCCUGCGCCGGGCCCGGCGCCGGCCGGCGCACACGGGCCCGGAUGCCACCCCCAGCCGGUGUCCACGGAGCUGGCCCUGCCCUCCGGCCCGAAGCCAUGGCCCAACUUCAAUGUGGCCUUCCCCGCGGCCGCGGCCUUGGACUUUGUCUAUGCCUUCGCCAUCCAGUACAACUCCUUCCGGCUGGAGGAUGGCCGGCCGGCCGGCGAUGUGGCCCUCGACCCGCACACGGACGACUCGCACGUCACGCUCAACGCCUGUGUCGGGGACUUCCAGGAGCCCCCGCCCGCUGGGCACCAGCUUGCCCUGCCUGGUGAUGAGCAGGCCGCUGCCCUGCCGGCCGGGUGCACUGCGGUCGCCUUCACCGGCGGGGACCUGAUGCUUCUCGGGGUGUCGGGCGCCCCGGGCGGCGCCAAGCCCGAGGAGGAUCAAGCGGUUGAUGUGCAAAAUUCGGAGCGCCUGUCUCAGGCCCCGGGGCAUGGUCAGCUGCACCUCGGGGCUGUGCGCCAUGCGGCUCUGCCCAUCGACCCGGAUGGCCGUCGCAGCAAUGUGGUUCUCUGGAUGCGUAACACGGCGCCCCGAUGCGCGCACUAGCAUGCGCGCGUGCGCCCCGGGGGCCGGCUGCCGCGCGAUCUACGAUGACGGCGAAGGCCCCUCGAGUCGUGGUGGGGCCGGGAAAAGAUAACGCCGCGCCGGGUGGCAAGGGCAGGGGAGGGAGCAAGCGGGGAAGACCCGCGUGCGGAUCAAGUGAAAAAAAUAGAUUCCCGCCCAGGAAGAAUGCACGGCUGUCUCGGUCCUGGUGUGCCC